AUGACGCUAGACGAUGAUAGCUCCAUAUACGUUGGAGGUCUUCCCUACGACGCUACCGAAGAUACAAUUCGCACUGUCUUCAAUUUGUAUGGUGCCAUUCUUGAUGUCAAGAUUAUCAAUGACCAACGUACUGUCGGCAAAUGCUAUUGCUUUGUUACUUUCACAAACCCUAGGUCUGCAAUUGAUGCUAUCAACGACAUGAAUGGAAGAAGUAUUAGUGGGCGCGUGGUCAAAGUUAAUGGAGUGAACGGUGGUGGUGGUAGGUCAAAUUUUGGGAGAGAAAGAGAACGUUAUUAUCAUCAUAAUGAUGAAAGGAAUGGAGAUUGGGAUCGUGGAAGAGAUAGAGAGAUUCGAGACCAAGAUUAUGAGCGUGGCAGUGGCAGAGAUCAUAUUCGAGAGCAAAAUUAUGAUCAUGGUAAUGAGAAAGAAGGAUAUAGGAGUAGAGGCAGUGAUUGGACUCGACAUGGUGAUAGGUCUCGAGACCGUGAUAGGUCUCGGGAUCGUGAUAGGUCGCGAGACCAUGACAGGGGUAGGGAUAGGAGAGUCGAACAUGUGCAAGAUUAUGACGAUCAAGGUAGAGAAAGCAUGUUAGAUGAUGAUUGGAACCGUGAUGAUGAUAGGGCUGAAAAUCAACAAGAAAACAGCAGGGUACAUGGUGGGGAUGUGGAUAGAGACCAUAACUCGAACGUGGAUACUGAGAGAAAGAUGGACAGGGUUAGUGAUCCUGAUAACAGUUUUGAUGAACCUAAGAGAGAAUCGUCGAGGAGAAACAUAGAUUUGAAUGUGUCAAAUGAAAAUAGUCCAUCAGAUUCUACUGAUGACCACAAUGAUGAGGCAGAAGAUGAGUUAGAGCAGUCAAUCCAAGAACUUGAUAAUCUAAAAAAGGAGGUUUCUAAACUGGAAGAGAGAGUGGAAGAAAGAAGACUUAAUGUUACGGAGUUACAAAAACACUCUAAGAAACUGGAGGAUGCGGUGAUUUCUGCAAAGAAACAAUCUUUAUAUCGCCAGAUGCAGUUGACCAAGCUGCACGAAUGUUUUCUGCAAGUGCAAGAUUCCACAGAAAGACUUAAAACCAGUGAAAAAGAAUUCAAGGCUCUAGUUGAUUCAGUAAUGUUUGAGAAUGAUGGUGAUGGGAGUCUUGGACAACUUACAAAUGGAAGUCUUGAUGGUAAAUAG
This is a messenger RNA of Vicia faba (fava bean), 1176 nucleotides long. NCBI's taxonomy places the organism in Eukaryota, Viridiplantae, Streptophyta, Magnoliopsida, Fabales, Fabaceae. The record is from the annotation of a GenBank genome assembly.